AUGGGUGUACCGGCACUUUGGUCAUUAGUAAAAGAACAAAGCCAAUGUAUAACCUUUAAUAAAUUCAUUCAAGAAUAUUAUAGUAUUGGCACUGACGGACAAAAACCUUUAAGAAUUGUGGUUGAUGGUGAAUUAUGGAUCCAAGAAUCACUUCAAUCCUCAAGAAAUGAACUUAAUAGCAACAACAACAACAACAACAACAAUAUACCUAAUAAAAACUCCCCUAACAGAGAUUCAAAGCAAUUCUUUAAUAUUUUUGCAUUUUUCGCAAAACUAAAGUGUUUCCAACAAUAUAAUAUUGAAUUAACUCUUAUAUUUGACGGUUCAUUCAAGCCCACCUUCAAGAAAUGUCAACACGUGUCCCAAAGUACUAUCCUUCCCUCUACUAUAAAUACAGGCACUAUAGAUGAUUACUUGAAAGCAUUUGAAAGACAUAUAAAACAUUUCCAUUCAAACAAUAAUUCUGUUUCCAAUAUUUUACAAUCCUGUUGUUCGAAAUUAAAGUUUGAACCAAGGUAUUAUAAGGCAGUUAAGAUUUUAGAGUAUCUCCAAAUCCCAUAUUUUUUCACCUGUUCUGAAGCAGAGGCAUUUUGUUCCGUUUUGCAAUGUACUUUAGAAAACUUUGGCAACAAAUUUGAUUUUGUCUUGAGCAAUGAUUCAGAUGUUUUAAUGUUUGGUGCUCGUAAAGUUAUAAGAAAUUUUUCGAAAAGGGUCCUCAACCCAGCAAAUUCUAAAAGUCUAUCCCCAAGACAGCAACAGCAUGCCAAUGAAUAUAGCAUGGAAGUAGUAGACUUGACUGCUUUGUAUCAAAAGGUUUCGUUGUGCCAAACAAGAUUUAUUUUAAGCGGUAUUUUAAUUGGAGGCGAUUAUAAUAUAGGUGGUAUUAACGGAGUGGGUAUUUCUAAAGUUAGAGAAUUAUUAUUUGAACCUAGUUUUAAAAUAAUCUCGGAAAAAUUUUUGAGUUGUUAUCAUUCAACUAUGAACAAUAAUACCAAUAGUUGCAACGACAAGAGAAAUCAACUAAUUCUUGAUUUUCAAAAAUAUUUUACAAAAUUUUUAAAACAUAGCUUGGGCAUUGCAAAUGUAGAUAAAUUAAUUAAAGAUUGGCCAUCAGAAUACAUUAUUAUGAGCUAUGUUAAACCAUUGAUCCCAGUUGAUGAUAAUGCAGAUUUUUCUAAAAUUGAUCUAUGUACUACCGGUAUUACCACCUUGGAGAUGGAUUUUUCCAACUUAUUAUCGUUUUACAAAUUCUUGUGUGAAAGAACAAAGAAAUUUACCACUGAGUGGCUACAUAGAAAUUUUCACGAACUUUAUAUUUUGAAUUACAUUCAUUAUUUGCAGAAUGAUACAGAAAAGUUAUUUAAACUUUUUACUAUAACUAGUGAAAAAUAUGAUACUGAUGGUGGUGAUAGUAACUUAUUAUUGUUGAAAAUUAGAUAUAACAGUUUUAUACCCGAUAUACCUGUACCAGAGUCCAAAAUCAAUAGUAACAAAAAGCCCAGAAAAAUCAUCCCUGUCAUUAAGAAACGUGGCUCGCCCACCAAAAGACAAUUGGAAAUAAUAAAGCAUAGCUAUCAUUUUUGGAUUCCUCAACUUGUCUUUGAAAAAUUUGAUACGGUCUUACAUCAAGCUUAUCUAACAAAAAGGGAAGCUGCUUUAGAGUUGGAGGCUGAACUAUCGCUUUCAAAACCAGGCUCUUCGAGGAAAAAAAGAUCACCCAACAAGAGAAGUUUGGAGCAGGUAACAACUUUAGAUUCGAUAGGAUUCUUCAGUAACCAUACUACCCCUAAAAAUAAAAUAAUAUUCCGAACUAAUUGUGGUAUCAACGUCAAUAGUGAUGAUAGUUUUGUCAACAAUACAACUCUGUAUUAUACUGCCACCACUUCGAUGACUGGCAAUAAAAAAGGUGAGGAAAUUGAAUUGAGUGAUAAUUAUUUUACAACACCUUCAAAACAUCUGUGUAUUGCUGCAGAUAUAGGUAAAAACAAAAAAAAUCGUAUUGAACACAACGUCUGUUCUGAAGGAGGAGAAAAAUAUGAAAAAAUUGAUACUGAUGAUGAGGGUGACGAAUCUUUAAUUAUAGUUGGUGAAGUACAGAAAAAUAAUAUUUUGUUACAAGAAGAUGAGGUCGAUGGAAAAGUGAUGGAUUCGGGAAAACAGCACCGACAUAUAAACUCAAAACCAUCAGAAGCUUUAAAAACAUUCCAAGAAAACCAGACAUUGGCACCAUCACCAUUGAGGUUAACUGAGUCAUCUAAUGAUAAAGAUCUCACAGAUGAUACCAUAACGGAGGUUUUAGAGAAUUUUGAACAAAAAAAAAGAUUAGAAAAACAAGCUAGCGACACUAAUCUUGCAGCUAACACUUCCAUAAAUUAUGUUUUCAAUACUAACAAACACCUUGAUCCGUUACCAGAAACUAUUAUUGAUAUCAGUAGUGCAGAAGAAAAUUGUAGGAAUAAUGCAAAUGAAAAUGAUAGUUCUCUUGUUAUAUUAGAUGAAGAAUGUUUAAUGAAAGGAGAAAAUAUCAACAACAACAAGCAGCAUGAUGUUGCUAGAAGAAAUUUAUUGGAGUUAUUGCAAGCCAUGGAUGAUUCACAAGAGAAAAAUUAA
This is a messenger RNA of Saccharomycodes ludwigii, 2610 nucleotides long. It is a transcript of the gene YEN1, whose product is annotated as crossover junction endodeoxyribonuclease. NCBI's taxonomy places the organism in Eukaryota, Fungi, Ascomycota, Saccharomycetes, Saccharomycodales, Saccharomycodaceae. The coding region runs from base 1 to 2610 and encodes 869 amino acids. The record is from RefSeq and is a predicted model, not a curated record. Gene Ontology annotation, molecular function: 5'-flap endonuclease activity. The transcript has a single exon.